CCAGCAGGCAAGUGAGAAGUGAGAUUCCGUCGUCCAACAGCGAGCGAGUGAGCGAGUGAGCGAAAAAUGGCACAGGAAAACGAUAGCAACGAGAUGAACACCAAGUUCAGCAAGCUCAACGUGAAUGCGGUCGAGUUUGUGCCGAGCUUUUGCACACCGGCAGCGACGGCGGUGCAGACGGCGGCGGCAGCGGCCGCACCGGCGGGAACACCUGCGACCGGUUCGCCAACGGCACCGGUAGCUGGACCGCUUCCGGUUGCCGCACCAGCAUCGGCCACGUCGAGCGGUGGCAGCAGCAGUGGUGGUGGUGGAGGAGGCGGCGGCGGCGGUGGUGCCACUACGCCGACGUCCACAGCAGCCACACCAACACCGCCAUCCUCGUCGGCACCGACACCGAUGGAACGGGACGAAGAUCCGGUGAAAACGCCAGAAAACAAUGAAAGUGAACCACUCGACAGUUGGGACGCGGAGGAGGAUUCGAUCUUGACGCCGGAAGAUGAGGAAAUGGAAUUGGAUGAUGGCGAAGUGGACGGAGACACCGCACCGAAAGUAUCGAAAAAGAAGCCCCCGAAGGUGGAGGAAAGUCGAAGCAAAAAGGAGCACGUGAAUGUGGUUUUCAUUGGACAUGUCGAUGCCGGUAAAUCUACGAUCGGUGGACAGAUCAUGUCACUCACGGGAAUGGUAGACAAGCGAACACUCGAAAAGUACGAACGCGAGGCGCGCGAAAAGUCGCGAGAAAGCUGGUACUUAUCGUGGGCGCUCGACACGAAUCAGGAAGAACGUGACAAGGGAAAAACGGUGGAAGUUGGUCGUGCCUAUUUUGAGACUGAGAAGAAACAUUUCACCAUCCUCGACGCACCCGGGCACAAGAGCUUCGUGCCAAACAUGAUCGGUGGUGCUGCUCAGGCGGAUCUGGCGGUGCUGGUGAUUUCUGCGCGCAAGGGUGAAUUCGAAACCGGGUUCGAUCGGGGUGGCCAGACGCGGGAGCACGCGAUGCUGGCAAAGACGGCCGGCGUGAAGCAUUUGGUCGUGCUGGUGAACAAGAUGGACGACCCGACGGUUAACUGGGACCUUGAGCGCUACAACGAAUGCAAAGACAAAAUAUUACCAUACCUCAAGAAAUUAGGAUUUAAUCCGGUGAAGGAUCUUACGUUCAUGCCGGUGUCCGGCAUUACUGGGCAGGGAUUGCGAGAACCAAUCGAUGACGCCACGUGCCCGUGGUACCAGGGCCCUGCCUUUAUUCCGUUCAUCGACGAGCUGCCGUCGCUCAAUCGCAAAACGGACGGCCCGUUCAUUAUGCCGAUCGUCGACAAAUACAAGGACAUGGGUACGGUGCUGAUGGGCAAGGUGGAAUCGGGCGUGGCAAAGAAAGGCACCAAUCUGCUCGUGAUGCCCAAUAGAACGCAAGUGUGUGUUGAUCAGCUUUGGUCCGACGACGAAGAGGUGACCUCAGUGGGGCCUGGUGAAAAUGUGAAAAUCAAAGUAAAGGGCAUAGAGGAGGAGGACGUCUCGCCCGGAUUCGUCCUGUGUGACGCUUCCAAUCCGAUCAAGACGGGGAAGAUUUUCGACGCACAGGUGGUUAUCCUAGAACACAAGUCAAUCAUUUGUGCGGGAUACUCGGCCGUGAUGCAUAUACACUGUGCCGCUGAGGAGAUUACUGUUAAGGCUCUUAUUUGUUUAGUUGAUAAGAAGACGGGCGAAAAAUCCAAGACAAGGCCGCGCUUCGUGAAGCAGGAUCAGGUCGCCAUUAUGAGGAUUGAAUGCUCCGGAUUGAUAUGCUUAGAGCAGUUUAAACUAUUCCCCCAGAUGGGUCGCUUCACGCUUCGAGAUGAAAAUAAAACUAUCGCUAUUGGAAAGGUUUUGAAGGUUGUGGAGUAAUGUGUGACU
Messenger RNA from Anopheles maculipalpis, 1887 nucleotides. RefSeq names its product eukaryotic peptide chain release factor GTP-binding subunit ERF3A (gene eRF3). The transcript has 10 exons. Gene Ontology annotation, molecular function: translation release factor activity; GTP binding; GTPase activity. Lineage: Eukaryota; Metazoa; Arthropoda; Insecta; Diptera; Culicidae. Gene Ontology annotation, biological process: translational termination; nuclear-transcribed mRNA catabolic process, deadenylation-dependent decay; translation. Gene Ontology annotation, cellular component: translation release factor complex. Bases 67 to 1878 code for a protein of 603 amino acids. The record is from RefSeq and is a predicted model, not a curated record.